Molecule: messenger RNA, 8643 nt
Organism: Antechinus flavipes (yellow-footed antechinus)
Lineage: Eukaryota; Metazoa; Chordata; Mammalia; Dasyuromorphia; Dasyuridae
Gene: ENTPD1
Product: ectonucleoside triphosphate diphosphohydrolase 1
Exons: 10
Coding region: 82-1599 (505 amino acids)
Biological process (GO): nucleoside diphosphate catabolic process
Cellular component (GO): plasma membrane
Molecular function (GO): GDP phosphatase activity; UDP phosphatase activity
Source: RefSeq, a predicted model, not a curated record
AUCACCUCUCACUGAGGCAGAGCUCAGUCCUGCAAGCAGCCGAAAAUCUAGGAAAGAGGACGACACCUCCGCGGGCAGCUCAUGGAGGAUACUAAGCCAAAGAGAUGUGGAUCCAAGAAUAUCCUGGUCAUUCUUGGUUUCUUAUUUUUCUUGGCUGUAAUUGCAUUAAUCACAGUGGGUCUAACACAGAACAAGCCACUGCCAAAAAAUGUUAAGUAUGGGAUCGUGCUGGAUGCAGGUUCUUCUCAUACCAACAUGUACAUCUACAACUGGCCAGCAGAGAAAGAGAAUGACACUGGAGUAGUGCAACAGGUGAAAAUGUGCAAGGUAGAAGGUCCUGGAAUCUCAGGGUAUGCCCACAAUGUGGAAGCUGUAGGCUUUUACAUAAAUCAAUGCAUGGACAAAGCUAAGCAAGUGAUUCCUAAGGAGCAGCACCAACAGACCCCUGUUUAUCUUGGAGCCACAGCUGGCAUGAGAUUGCUCAGGAUGGAGAGCAGUGACCUGGCAGAGAAAGUCCUAAAAUUUGUGAAACAGAGCCUCACUUCUUACCCUUUUGAUUUCCAAGGGGCCAGGAUCAUCACUGGCCAGGAAGAAGGUGCCUAUGGCUGGAUUACCAUUAACUACUUGUUAGGCAAAUUCAACCAGACGAGCAGCUGGCUCAGAAUUCUACCGGGAAGAGAAGGGCCCCAGGAAACUUCUGGGGCCUUGGACCUUGGAGGAGCCUCCACACAAAUAACUUUUGUGCCCCAAGAUGAACAGAUUGAAUCCCAAGGCAACUCUUUGCAUUUCCGCCUCUAUGGCAAAAGCUACGAUGUGUAUACACACAGCUUCCUGUGUUAUGGGAAGGAUCAAGCUCUCCGGCUAAAACUGGUCAGCAACAUUCAGGACGCAAAGGAUGGACUCCUAAGGGAUCCAUGCUUCCACCCUGGUUAUGAAAAGGAUGUGAACAUAAGUGAGUUCUUCAACACACCCUGCAUCCCAAAGGAUGAGGCAUCAUUUCCAUUUCAGAAACUUCAAAUACAUGGUACUGGAAACUAUAAUGUGUGUCUGCAGAGCAUUCACAAGAUCUUCAACACCACCUACUGUCCUUACUCAAGGUGUUCUUUCAAUGGGGUUUUUCUGCCAGCCUUACAAGGAAAUUUUGGGGCCUUUUCUGCUUUUUACUUUGUGAUGGACUUCCUGAACUUGACGGAUUCUUCUCUGGAAACAGUGAUCACGAAAAUGCAAACCUUCUGCUCCCAACCCUGGAAUGAAGUGAAAGCACAAUUUCCUGACAUCAAAGAGAAGUACCUCAGUGAAUACUGCUUCUCUGGGACCUAUAUACUUGCCCUCCUACAGCGAGGCUAUGGAUUUACUGAACACAAUUGGAAACAUAUCAAUUUUAUGGGCAAGAUCGGUGAAAGUGAUGCUGGAUGGACUCUGGGUUACAUGCUGAACCUGACCAACAUGAUUCCGGCCGAGCAGCCUUUGUAUCCGCCUUUCUCCUAUUCCACGUACGUCUUCCUCAUGGUCCUCUUCUCGCUGAUCCUGGCAGCCGUGUUCCUCCUCGGCUGGCUCGUCUUUCGGAAGCCUUCGUGCCUUCGGAAAGGAGCGGUAUAGCCCGCCGCCUGGGCCCCUCGCGGGAGGACGUUUCUCCCUCGGCCAGCUCCUGCCGCGCUCCUUCGUGGGCGCAGUCCUUACCAGCACCAAGCUUUCCUUGACUUCUGCUGCAGAGCUUUUCUGAGGAGGGCGUUUUCUGGGAGGGCGAUUCCCUCCGUCUUUCCUUCUUUCUCCUGGGUUUUUGUGGGUCACGAGGAUUCGCCAUUUUCCAGAACCUUGCUUUAUUGGGUUGCAUUCAUUUGGAAGAGAAGCGAUGAUAAAGCUACAACUCAGCCCCAGCCGAGGCCUGUGGGACGCAGGGCGAGGCUGAAAGGGCUGCCGGGCGCCGCAUCUCCGGAACUGGCGGCGUUGCCUCGGCUUUCCCUCCAUUCUCCGGCCUCCCAUUUAUGAAGGGUAAAUGGCGCCUCCUAUGGUCUGUAGGGAAGGUCUUCCAGCUGGACCAGGAUUGGCCAAGGCCAAGUAUCCCGGGUCAUCCUCCUCAUUGCUUCCUCCUCAUUGGAUGCAAGCUCCCGGGGCCGCCCUGUCUUUGCCUGCGCAGAUUUUGUUCUUAGAGCUGCUAAACAUACAGACGUUCCAGUCCUAGGGCCCCCAUCACAGUGGAUAUGUCUAUGUCAGGAGUAAACAUAUCGUUUCAACUCAGGGUUGGGAAGAGCAUAUCUCACUGCUGUGCCAGGCCUUAACACGGGGACAGUCAGUCACACCAGCUUUGGAAGAAGUGGAGAAAUCCCUGCCAGCUGUAGGGCAGCGAUUCUCCCACUCUUUCAUCUCAGGACCCCUUCACACCCUUAAACAUUGAGAACCAGGGGGGUGGUUCUCAAUUUUUGAUCGUGUGGAUUAAAUCUGCCGAUGUUUGUGCCAUAUUAGAAAUUAAAAUGUCAGUGUUAUUAAAUUCCCAGACUCCUGGGGGUGCCUGGACCACGCUUUGAAAACUGCUGCUAUAGAGCAACAGGCUAUUAGGUUGUCAUGACAGUCUGCAUAAGGUUAAUCGACAUGCUUCAAGAAACAAUGAUGCAGCCCUUGCCUUGGGACCCAUUUUCUUCUGCAGGAGAUGAGUGAGCUCUUGUUAAUUCUGGGUAGGGUGGGAGAAGGGAAGCGAGUAAAGAAUCUCUGUGUCACUUUCCUCCGUGAACUAUUACAAGUGUUGCCUCAUAGGCAAGAGUAAUGGGGCAUGAUUUUGACCUUGUUCCAAGCUCUCUGACGGUUUCUUCAGUGGGCUCAUUUUUGAGUGGGUGUCGCUUUUCCCUAAGAACAGCACAUCUUUUCAAUAUGUCCAAAUGGUAGAAACCUGUGAGGAAGAAACCACUUUCUAGUCUAUAAUCAUCCCCAGCUGAACCAAUUUGAUCUCAAACAGGAGUCAGAUGCCAAAUCUGGACAUUUUAUUUCUCUUUUAGCAUAAAGCAAUCAAUCAGUGAUGAGAAUCCCCCUCAUUCCUGUUUGCCUUCUUCCCCAAGUCUGCUGUGCAAAAACUAGUCCUCCAGGAAUACUAAAUUCAAGGAUGAAAAACAGACAAAUAUUCACCCCAAGCCUGUGAGAUUUAAUUUACACCUUCGGCAGCUCCAUUUGCAUAGUAGCACAGAUAAUAUAUGAUGUUAAUAGUUUCCUAGGCAUAGCUCUUUAAUGAUAAUAACAAUUCAUCAUGUUUACUUCAUGCUUUAUCAUAGAGUACUGCAUUAUCUUAUUUGAGCUCCAUAACAACUUUGCACAAGAUUAUUUGCCUCCAUGUUACAGAUGAGAAAAGUAAAAUUUAAAGAGUUUAAAUGCAUCAAGGUCACACAGCUAACCUGUGGCAAAAUUGAGAUUCAAAUUCAGGCCUUCUGACUUCAGGUCUAAUGCUCUUUUGCUCUAUACCAUUCAUUUUACAUGGCAAUAUCAUGAAUCUGCCACCUCUAAACAGUAUUUGAUAAUGAUGCGAGAAAAAAUUGAGAGGCUAAAUAAACACUUCUUACCAUCUCAUUAUUAAGUAUCUUGCCCAACUCAUUGUAUUCCAAAGUCAAUUUCUUACAAACUUCAUUAUACUGCGUGGUCACCCAGAAAUUCAAGGGACAAGCUACUUGUCUCCACAAAUCUCAGAAAAAAUUAUGGAUGGCAAUAGGUCAAAUCUCUGCUCAGUUCAAAAACCCAGAUAGAAUCAGGUUAACAUUCAGGGACAGGUAAAGGUAGAUAAAUAUUUUGAUAUUACUUCUAAUUGCAAUUCUUUCUAGAACCAUAGCUCAAGAGAAUGCUCUGAUUUGAUAAUCCCUUUUUGUAAGGCAGGGAAGAGGAGGCUGUAUGUAUGAGUGGUUUUCUAUUGGAUCACAAAAGAAAAUUCAUAGUAAUCUAUAUAUAUGACCAAAAAACCCUAUAUAACUAGUGGAGGGCACUUUUUUCUUUAGAGAAAUAGAAAUUAAUACAACUAAUAUGCUUUUAAUAUUAAAAAUAGAAUACACAGAAGUUUGUUAAUAGAAUAAUUUUUGUCUUUUUAAAUAGUAUUUUAUUUUCCCAAAUAUAUGCAAAGAUAGUUUUCAACAUUCACCUUUGCAAAACCUUGUGUUCCAAAUUUUUCUCCCUUCCUCUCCCUUCUCCCAUCCCAAAGCAGCAAGCAAUCUGAUAGAGGUUAAACAUGUACAAUUCUUUUAAACAUAUUUCCAUAUUUGUCAUGCUGCACAAAAAAAAUCAGAUCAAAAGGAAAACAAAAACACGAGAAAGAAAAAAAAACAAGUAAAUAACAAAAAUCUGAAAAUACUACAGUUAAUACAUAAUUUUAAAGUAUAUAUCAUUUCCAUAUUGGUGUUUAUGAGAAAGCUAGAUCUAGGGUAAGGAAUGACAAGCCAUUCAGAGCAAGAAAAGAAAGAGGUAAAGUAAAAUCUAGGGCAGAGAGAAAACAUCUUUUCUCCCACUUCCCCUAAUGGUGGGAGUUAUGUAAAACCUUAUUUAUUUUUGCCACAACAAAUAUUGUGAUGUAGCUUCCACUUGACAUUUAUUGCAUUUGAAAUUUGAAGUAAUUUUUAACUAGGAUUCUAAUAUUUCAGUUAAGAGUUGUUGUUCAAUUUUCAGGUUUUGAUGCUUUUUAAGUGAGAAUGAGUACCAAUUAUUUGGUAUUAAUACCUGAAUAUUCUGACAAUCUCAGGAAUACAUGGGUGUAUAUACAUAUGCAUACAUAUAAAAACAUAGAAUAUGGGAAACAAAGAAUAUGGAUAUUAGUAAUCAGUAAUUAGUAAUCAGUCUAAUUAAAUUAUAAAUAAAAUUAAAUUGAUGAAUAAUUAUUCAAUUCAGAAACAUAUAUUAAGCCCCUGAUGUUUAAAGCACUGUGCUAGGCACUGGAGGGGAAGGGAAAGAAUAGACAAAAAAAGACUAAAAAAAUUAGUCUUUAACUUCCAAGUAUUUCUAUUCUACUAAAGACAGGACAUAAGGAAAGAAAGGGGAAGGAAAAUGCACUGUCUUCUUAGAGCAAUAUACAUAAAAUAAUGAAAUCAUAAGUCUAUUAAAUGUCAUUCUUAGCUAAGUUAAAAAUACAAUUGCUUGUUAUAUCUGAAUUCCAAAAGAUGCUACGUUAGAAAUCAGUCUUCAACCUUUGAACCUCAAUUGUCAUUAGUACUGAAAUAUGACAGUAACUCAGUGUUAGCUGUGAAAUUGCUUAUGCCAAUUAAUCCCAUUAAUAGAUCCAAUUUAGAAGUAUAUUCUUUCUAAUUAAAGAUUGCCUCUCUUGCUUAGGGCCAUUUUCUCCCCUGAAGGGUCUCUUCAUGGGCUUUAGUCAGAGUAUUUCCCUGUAGUUUAUAUGGUCUCAUAUUUAAAACUGACAAAAUUUCUUAAAGAUUCAUGUAUUUUCUUUCUCGUUUAUGCAUGCAGUGCCCUGUGUAAAACAAAAAACAUUUCAGUUUAACAAAGAUACAAUAAAAUUUAACAAAAGUGGUUUUGUCAUAUGCAUAAAUAUGUUUUAUUAGUGGGAGAAAGGUGUCCAGAAGACAUUUUAUUUUUGCAAAUUUAUUAUAGGCUGGAUCCAAGUACAUAGACAUGGGUCCCACACCCUUCCCUGUAAAAAUCAACAUGAACCUCUAAGUCAGGUGACAUCAUUGGCUUGGUCUCAUGGAUUUUCUCUGAAACAAGGAUGAAAAGAACUAAUUCACCUUAGGCUUCCCUGAGUGGUGCUGGACCUCUGAUCAACACAUAAUUUAUAGAGGUGCUGGCAGAGGAUAACCAUAUUUAGAAGCUUUGCAAAGGUCCUUUUAUUAAAUAAACCUAAUGGUAGUUAGAGUGGAUGUGAACAUGAUGUAGAUUUUCAGACACUAUGUGUGUGUAUGCACUUAUGCAUGAUCUGGUAGUAUUUAAUAGCAUAAUAAUGGCAUUACUGAUGGAAGCAAACAUGUUAGUGGACUCCAUAUUUUUCUAUUGUGAAAAGACAUCCUGCAUAAAACAUCAUCUGAAAAGUUCCUUUUUAUGUUCUGGAAUGAAGUUUUCUGAGAAGCUAAGGCACCCCUUUUCCCUUCUAUGACUUGAGAUGACAGAAGGGAAAAAGGAAGGCACGAAAUGGGAAAAUGAGGGGAAAAAAAGGGAAGGAAGGAAGGAAGAGUGGAGAGGAUGAAAGGAAAGAAUUUGUAGAGAGGCAGGGACAGAGAAUACUGGUAACCAUGCAGAUACUUAACUAUUCAGGAAGUCUUGUUAGAGGAAAGAAUCAUGCUAAAAGAACUGUAUGUAAGAAAAUUGCCUAAAAAUCUAGUCUCUCACCAGGGGAACCCUUGGUUAUUUACUGUUUCCAAAAAUGCACUGAAAAUUUAUAGAAUAGGCCUUUUAAAAGUGUCAUGGUUCUUCCCUCUAUCUCAGCUCCCUCCAAAAAAGUUAGUGGUUCAAUCUUUUCAAACAUCAUUUGCCUUUUUAUUAUCCUUAUAGUAGAAGCUAUAGUGAUUCCCAACUGCAUCAAAUGUAAACUCUCAGUGACAUUAAAGAUUCUUAGAGCAGUUUAUUGGAUUGAUUUUUUAAUAAAACAUCCAUUCUAGCUCAUAAGGUGCUUGACAUAUAGUAGGAUUUAAUAAAUGUUUUUGAAUGAAUGAAUGUUCUCUUCAAUAACUGACAUCUGAAAAGUGAUCCUAGUCUUUGCUUAGGAGACAAGAGUUCAACAAGUAUGAACACAGAGCAUCCAUUGAUUGAUGAAAAAGCUUAAGGAGGAGGGUAAGAACCAUUGGAGCAGAACAAAAUAUGGACAUGAUUAUGUAAACUGUGUAAUGACUUCUAUUUGAAAAUAAUGGGAAAAAACACUAGUCCCUUUAAUGUGGAGAAGAUAUUUUAAGUUAUUUUGAUAUAAAAAUGUAAGCAUGAUGUUGUGCAACACUAAAAAUGGUAAGGAAUAUUAGGUCUGAGUUAAAUGAAUGAAUUUCUAGUCACUUUGCCUAUACUUCAAGCCACUACCAGUAGGUGAACAAUGAUGCCCUGUUAUGUAAUUUAGGUUUAAAUUUCACAUAUUGAAUUUUGGAAAUGAAAGGAAUCUUAGAAAUUUUUUAGUCCAAUUCCCUUGUAUUUGAUAGGUGAGAAAAUGUAGACCCAUUAGAGUUAAAUGGCUUGACCCAAGUCACUCAUCCAACCAAGUACACAGUUGGGCCUAUAGUCAAUGUUUCCUAAUUCCUGAAGUUUUUUUAAAAGGUGAUUAAAAUAGGGUUAUGUGAUCCACUUUGAAUGCUUUUCCUACAAAAAAAAUAUAAUUUUAUGUUAAGAAUUUCUUUUGAACACUGGAAUCCAUAGUAUUCCAGCUACAUCAAAAGUUAAUUUAAAAAAAUAUAUAAAUCCCUAAAUACAAAUGAGCAAUUCUUCCUAAUAGCCAACUGUCUUAAGCUUUUACCCCCUACUUCUAGGCUUCACCAGUACUUUUUGAUACCUUCUCAUUUUGAAAUAAUUAUCUCUUUAACACCCCUUAUAAGAACACUAAUUGCUCAAUUUUUUAAAAUCACUUUGCCUGCUCUUUUAUGCUUUGCCCUUACCACAUAUUUCUGGACUAUUAUUUAAAAAACCAUAAACUUCCCUACAUGCCAGACUCCCAAAACCCAGGUGAAUUAUCCUUCCAUUUAAUAGCAUGACUUUUAAUAAUAUUAAUAUUUAAUACUGUUAAUGAUAUAAAAUGAUAACUGACUUUUCUGUACCACUAUAAAAUAUGCAAACAACUUAUACAUAAUCUUUUAUUCUCUAUGUUAAGAAUCAUCCAGGAAAACAUCAUAUAUGAAAUCAGGUUACACCUAUUUUCCUACAGGAAUCAAGUUUAUAGAAAGAAAAAUUUUCCUAAUUGUGUUUUCAUAAAAGGUGAUUAGUAGAUUUCAUGACAAGAAGUCAAGAAAAUUAUGACAUUACCUUCCUGAUGAUGGAAUGUGGACAUUCUAAUGGCCCAGGAGAACCCCGGUUGUGGCUUGAAGCACUGGGUUUUGUUUCUACCCUCUACUUUUGCUUUCUAUAUCUCAAUUCAAAGCAAUGACCCAAUCCUAAUAUGUCACUUGGUCAGUACUGUUAUAACAUCUUCUAUUACCUGAGACUUAAAAGGGUAAAUAAUAAGUGGCAGUCAUGACAAAAAUUCAGGUCCCCAAAAAUUUAGUUCAUUAAUCUUUCCGAUAUGCUAUCCGUGGAGCUAAUGGUAAGGAAAAAUUCACUACAGAAAUGAUGCCCUAAAAUGCAACUAUACUACUAAUUAAUCAUAUCUUGUUUUGUUUUUGUUUGGUUUUCUCUCAUCUUUGACUCUUACCAUUCCUAGACCAAGGAUUUAAAUGGAAACUUGAAUCACAAACUGUGGCUUCAAAAGGCCACUAAUUGAAUAGAAUCACCAAAAUUAUAAAAUUUCAAAGUAGGAAAGAAUCAUGUGAUUCAAUUUGUACCUGAAUAGGAAUCCCCUUUAAUAAGUGGGCCUAUUCAUCAUCCUCUGCUUGAAGAACCUCAGUGAUGAGGAAUCCCCUGAUAUAGUUCGUUUUACUGUUGUUGGAAUGGAUGGGGGAAGAGAGGAGGAGAAAUAAUUGAAAUCUGUAUUUUUGUCACUUCUAUUUGCUGCUUGGAGUCCUGCCUUUUGGAGUCAAGAACAAAUAUAAUUCUUUUUUCUAA